This is a messenger RNA of Impatiens glandulifera, 2181 nucleotides long. Its product is annotated as subtilisin-like protease SBT4.3. Gene Ontology annotation, biological process: proteolysis. The record is from RefSeq and is a predicted model, not a curated record. NCBI's taxonomy places the organism in Eukaryota, Viridiplantae, Streptophyta, Magnoliopsida, Ericales, Balsaminaceae. The transcript is spliced from 8 exons. The coding region runs from base 1 to 2181 and encodes 726 amino acids. Gene Ontology annotation, molecular function: serine-type endopeptidase activity.
AUGGGAUUUUCCUUGGAGAUUUCAGGAAAUCCUACUAUUGAGAGUGACAUCAUAAUCGGUCAUUUAGACACAGGUGUGCGGCCUAACUUAGACAGUUUAUCGGACCACGGUUUAGGCCCUGUUCCCCCAAAAUGGAAAGGUGUUUGUAAUGGAGGAAAAAACUUCACUUGCAAUAGAAAGUUGAUCGGAGCGAGGUUCUAUGCCGGAGAAUCGGUAAUAGAUGAUUCAUCAGAGUCUCAUGGGUCUCACACAGCGUCCAUAGCGGUUGGAAGAGUUGCAGAAAAUGCAAACUUUUAUGGUCUUGCAAACGGGACUGCUAGAGGAGGUGUCCCAUCAGCGAGGAUAGCGAUUUACAAAGUAUGUGACUUUGAUUGUCAAGAUAAAGAUGUAUUGGCUGCCUAUGAUGAUGCCAUUGCGGACAAUGUUGAUAUUAUCACUAUUUCAGUUUCAUAUCCACACCCCGUAAACAUAAGUGUAGAUACUAAUGCCAUCGGAUCAUUUCAUGCUAUGGAAAAAGGCAUUUUAACCGUACAAGCGGCAGGAAAUACAUAUGAUAAUAUGUUGAAAUCAGUUACAAGCACGGCACCAUGGUUGUUUACCGUGGCAGGUAGCAAUAUAGAUAGAAAAAUCAUCAGCAAGCUUGUUCUUGGGAAUGGACGCACCUUCAAUAGUAUUGGUGUGAAUCCUUUUAGCACGGGCAAUAGAAAAAAGAGAUUGGUGUAUGGAAAGGAAGUUACUCGGCAUUGUAAUGAGUCAAGUGCAAAGAAAUGUGUGAGAGGAUGUGUAGACCCUUAUUUGAUAAAAGGAAAGAUCCUAGUAUGUGAUGGUGAUGAUUUAAUGUUAAGUUUUGUCGAAACAACUAUGAAUGCAAGUGGGAUUAUUAUGCGAAAAUUUAAGGGAAGAAAUGAUACUGCUGAAACCGUACUUCUACCUACUGCACUUUUGAGUGACCAUGAUUUUCAUUAUAUUAAAUCUUAUCUCAAGUCUAAAUCCACACCCUCUGCACGCUUACUAAAGAGUGUGAUUAUUCACAAUGGUGACCAUAUUUUAGCAUCUUUUUCAUCUUUAGGACCUAAUACAAAAAUACCAGAAAUCUUAAAGCCUGAUAUAACAGCGCCGGGCUUAAAUAUCUUGGCAGAAAGUCCAACAUACAACUUUGAAUCUCAAAACGUGCCUAAUGCGAAAUACAGUAUUCAAUCUGGAACAUCCAUGGCAUGUCCUCAUGUUACUGGUGUGGCUGCCUAUGUGAAAUCAAAACAUCCUGAUUGGUCUAUUUCAGCUAUCAAAUCAUCUAUUAUGACUACGGCUCGGACAAUGAAUAUGAAAUACAAUACAAAUGCUGUAUUUGGUUAUGGAGCUGGACACAUUGAUCCAUUAAAAGCAGCACAUCCUGGUCUUGUGGCCUUUUGUGACAUGAAUGUCGGGUUAGAUCCGGAUGAAAUAGUUGUACAAGAAAAUCGACGGUAUACGGAAAAAGAUCUACCUUAUUUCAUCUCAUUUGGUCCUAAAAUGUCUGCAACCACAUAUUCAACUUACUUCAUCAACGAUUAUGUGUGGAGGGCAGGUGAUUACGGUUCUAAUAGAUCAACGAUGAAUAGUGGUAUUUGCGUUCAUGCCAACGAUGUCGAUUACUAUGGAUUAUUGGAAGAGAUUAUUGAAUUACAAUACCCAGGUCCAUGUUUACGUGUUGUUCUAUUCCAAUGCAAAUGGUUUGAUCCGACAAGAGGUACUAGAGUUAAUCCUACCUACAUAUUGAUUGACGUUAACAUGAAACAUAGAUUAAGGAAAUACGAUCCAUUUGUUCUUGCACAACAAGCCAUGCAAGUUUAUUAUUCGAACUAUCCAACCCCAAUGAAUAAUCCUAAUUGUGAAUGGUUGUCCAUUUUUAAAACAAAAGCAAGGGGAAAGAUUGAGGAAAUAUGGAAAAAUGAAGUGAAGGUGGAGUAUCAACAAGAGUAUCCAAUCAUUGAAUUAUAUAUUCCCCUUGAUAUACCGUUGUACAAUGUUAAUGAUUUGAGUGACCCAAAUAUUUUGAAUGUUGAAUUAGAUGGAUCAGAUAAAAAUGAAUCGCAUGAGAGUGGUUCGGAGGAAACUGAAAACGUAAGUGAUUCAUAUUAUAGUACAAAUGAAGAUGUUGAACCUAUAUUAGGGGAAGAACAAUCCGGAGAUGACAUGUUUUAG